Chironomus riparius is the source of this 915-nucleotide messenger RNA. Lineage: Eukaryota; Metazoa; Arthropoda; Insecta; Diptera; Chironomidae. The record is from the annotation of a GenBank genome assembly.
AUGAAGCGAAAAAGCUUAAAGUUCACCAUUUUUUGUGCAGUAUUCUCACUCAUCACUCAAACUAAAGCCCAGACUGCAAAAUGUGAUUACAGCUUUUAUGAUCACUUAACACUUGGAUAUAAAGACAUAAAUGCUUCUUACUACAACUGCAAUCUAGACACAAGUCAAGCUAAAUACGACAGCAAACUCACAAGAAUUGAUGGACAGCAUGUAACUGGAUACUGCGACGCUCAUGUCCAAUGGAUUGGCAAAUCAAAUUCAGUCACCAAGUUGAAAACAUUUUCAUCGAUUUUCUGUAAGAAAUUUCCAAAUCUUGAAGAAAUUGACAUGAAUGAUUUGGAAUUGGAGUCGAUUGAUGUGGAUUCGCUGUCAAGUUGCCAAAAUUUGAAUCAUUUGCUGCUUAAUAAUAAUAAACUUCGUGUGAUUCCCGUGAAUUUGCUGUGCAGGAACUCAAAAUUGACUAAAAUACGAUUGCAUAACAAUCAACUGACAACACUGCCUGGAACCUUGUUCAUGAGCCAAAAGGAACUUGUUGAACUUUACUUGUAUGAAAAUCAUAUCAGCUUCUUACCUAGCAAUACUUUCCAUCCACUUGUUAAGCUUGAGUUGCUGUACCUAAAUGAGAAUAACUUUCAGUCUAUAAAUCCAGAAUGGUUUAAGAAUUUACAGAAUUUAAAGCUAUUAAGCCUGUAUGGCAAUAAAAUCACAGAAGUUCCAUCCAAAUGCUUCACAGCUCUUAAAAAUUUGACAAAAUUGUGGCUUUUGGAGAAUAAAAUCAAAACUUUAAAUCCAGACAGCUUCGAUGGUCUUCAAAAUUUGCAAUUAUUAAACCUUAACAGCAAUGAAGUUUCUGAACUGCCAGCUGACUGCUUUGCCUCACUGACUAACCUUCAAGAACUGUCUAUGAACAACUAA